This is a messenger RNA of Durusdinium trenchii, 3327 nucleotides long. The record is from the annotation of a GenBank genome assembly. Lineage: Eukaryota; Dinophyceae; Suessiales; Symbiodiniaceae.
AUGCCGCUCGACAAGUCACGGAUCCAGGGAUUCGGAGGCGGCCCGCCCCAAGAAGAGUCUUGGUUCAGCAGUUCAGGACCUCCACCAAAGGUCUACAUCAAGAGAUGUCCCCAGGGUCAUGAGCUACAGCCCUGGGCUGCGAAGCCUGGUUGGUGUGAUGGCUGUGGAGCCAAGAUCAAAUCUGGUGAGGCUGUGAUGGACUGUCGGGAGUGCAACUACUACCUUUGCAAGUAUUGCUGUCCUCCACCGGAGGGCAGCGAGGAGACGCCCUCCUUCUGGGGGGCCAUGGCUUCAUUGACGGACAUGGGGUCUGGUCCAGCUGUGAGUAGCGCUUUGGACAAUGUGGCAUUAAGCCUGGGCGAUGUCAUCGAUGCAGCCACACAGGACAUCUCCGAGAUGGCUUCGGACUUCAAGUCUUUCGUUGCUUCCGCGGUUGGCCUAGAGGAUGAGAGUGGCGAUGAGGCAGAGGCAGAGCGGCAAAAGGCAGCUGCCAUGAAGAAGAGCAUCGCAAAUGUGUCUCCACGGUCCAGGCAAGAAGCGUCCAGUGCCAUCUCUGACUUCUGCCAGAAAUACCCGGCCGCCAGAGUGAGGCCCAACUCACAGGAGCUAGACAAGCUUUGGGCCAAGAUCAAGGAACUGAAGCCCAUCGCCUUGACCAGUGCCUUUUACGAUGAACUCAGCUUCACCAAUGGCGACACAUCAUGGCAACCACGCCUUCGUGUGUUGUAUGCCAUGGAGCAUCUCUACAAGAAAGAGGGGGCCGGCAAGGAGGUGGCCAUGAAUGUCAUGGGACAAGCCAAAGGCAUCAUCCUCCACCUGACCGAGGUGCAGCAAUGUGCCGACAAAGCCACGGAGGUCAUCAAGCUCUUCAGCGGAAGAGUCAAGGAGAACACCGAGGACUCCGGGUUUCGUGGCGUCGUCGACCCCGUUGUGGCGCAAACCUACAGGAGCCUACAGGAGCCUACAGGAAGCAGCAGCACCUGCCCCAGACUUGCUGGAUAUGUCGGAACCACCGGCCACGGCUUCCGCGGCACCGGCCGCGGCUUCUGCGGCACCGCCCGCAGCUUCCGCGGCACCGGCAGCAUUGCUGAGCGAUGUGGAUUUGCUGGGUGCACCAGCGGCGCAGCCAAUAUCAACAAGUCUGCCACAGGACUUGGACCUGCUGUCCCCAGCUCCAGCAGCUCCUCCAGCUCCCGCUGCCGCGUCCCUCGCGGGCCUUGGUGGCGGCCUGGGCGGCGGCCUGGGCGGCGGCCUGGGCAGUGGCGCCAUACCGUUCAAUCCCAGCGCUGCCACACUGCCUGGAAGUACUACUCUUCUGUCACCCGCCGCGAGUGGGGUGCCCAGCAGCGGCUAUGGAGGCGGCUGGGCCUUAGGCCCAUGGCUCAACCGACUGCGGCCAAAGCGCCAUACAUCCCCUCGGUCUUGGAGACGACUCCAAAGCAAAAGGAUCCGUUUUCGUUUGUGUCUGAUCUCACUGGUAUUGGAGAUGCAGCGGCUGCGUCGUGGCCUCAACCGGAUGGUCAGAGGCCAGCUUCGGAUUUGGCCAUUGGGGAAACUCCGCUUGGCCGAACCUGGUGCAAUCUUAGAGAGAUUGAGAGGGAUCGCAAGCAAGCAGAACAGAGCAGAACAGAGCAUAAAACACAUGCUGGAGUUCAACAGGGUGCAGCACCUGAAUUUAUCAGCUCCCAGUUGAUGAUGCAUGCACAGAGUGCACAGAGUGCUUGCUUCCUGACAGCGGCACCGCGAGCGGCGCCGCGAUCAGAAGGCUCCUGCCUAGAAGGCUUCACGGCACAUGCUGAUCUCUUUGCGUCGGAAAAAGAGGAGGAGGUAGGUGCAGCUCUUCUCCUUCUACGGCUCUUUUGGAUGUCUGCUGUCUGGCUCGAUGUACAGUCGGAAGAAUUGCCCACCAGAGCUUGCAUUCCACUUCUGGAACGGCACAGCAUCGCGGAUCCUCGCUUCUUUGGCCUGCACAUGUGCGAGGGCCUAGUGGGCUACUUGCGGCUCGCAGCUAGCACUCUGCGGAGCGUCAUGGCUUCGGCGAUGCAGGCGCAGAAGGAGCUCAGGAGAACCAACUCCAAGCUGGGGCACGGUGACCCGAAGCCAGCUGAGCCAGCUGGGAUCUGGGAGGACUAUAGGCGGCAAGAAUACCAACCGGUUCCUACAUCGAUGAAUGGGGAUGAAGCCAAAACGCCCAAAAGCGAUUUGGAGGGCUUUGCCACGAUCUUCGGUGACAACAAGAUCCUGACAGCCCUGUUAGUCUUUGUGCCCAUUGGCCUGGUGGCGCACCAGCUUGAGAUGAACCCGACUUAUGUCUUUACCUUCAACUUCUUGGCGAUCAUCCCCUUGGCCUGGCUCAUCGGCAAGUCCACGGAGGAUGUGGCCGCCCGCAUCGGCGAAACGGCCGGGGGCUUGUUGAACGCGACCUUCGGGAACGUGGUGGAGAUGCUCCUUUGCAUCGCCGGAAUUCGGAAUAACGAGAUUGGCGUGGUCCAAUGUACCCUGCUCGGGUCUAUUCUCAGUAAUCUCCUGCUUGUCAUGGGCUGUGCCUUCCUUUUUGGAGGCUUGUACUUUCCAAUCCAGACCUACAACCAGGCUGGUGCUGCGACCCAAUGUUCCCUGAUGGCGUUGAGUGUUUUUGCCAUCGGCCUGCCCACCAUCUACGUCAAUGUCUUGAAACAGGAGUCCGAGUGGGAACACAUGGUCGAAGUCUCCCGUUGGGCUUCGGUUUGCCUCCUGGGUGUUUACUUUGCGUAUUUGGUGUUCCAGCUGAAGACUCAUGCCAGCCUCUUUCAGGAUUCCAGCGGCGGAGAAGAAGAGGAGGAGGAGGAGCCGGAUUUAAGCCCUGUGACUGCAGCUAUCAUGCUAUGUAUCUGUACCGUGGUCACCUCCUUCGCCACCGACGCCUUGAUCGAAGCCAUCAAGGGGACGAUCAGUGAGUGGAAGGUCUCGAAAGAGUUCAUCGGCAUCAUCCUGCUGCCCAUCAUUGGGAACGCGGCGGAGCACUACACCGCCAUUAAGGUGGCGAUGCAGAACAAGAUGGACCUCUCUUUAGGGGUGGCUGCGGGCUCCUCUUGCCAGAUGGCCCUUCUGGUCACCCCAUUUACCGUUCUGGUGGGCUGGUGCUAUGGCACCGAGAUGACCCUGAACUUUCACGCCUUCCAGUUAGCGGUGCUCUUGUUCUCCGUUUUCCUGGUGAACACGAUCCUGAACAACGGCCAGUCCAACUGGUUGGAGGGCUACAUCCUCUUGGUGACGUACUUCGUCGUUUCACUGAUCUACUUCUUUGAAGGAACCGAGGAGAACACCUCUCUCGCCAGUAUCGACUGA